UCAGUAAUCUGGAAUAAAUUGAAGCGGGCAGAAUUGUUGAGCCGCGUGGACGAGAUUGCAGUUGACACCUCACAAAGCAUCGAGGGUGCACGUUGGAGCACGUGUCAUCUCGCCACGCGCACACACAAAGUAAAAUAUCCCGAAGCAAGACCCCACAUCAAGACACAUUUCCAAAGGGAAGCAGAGGCCAAAUCCACCUGCAGCGCUCAUCAGUGCCUCAGGCCUCAGCCGCCCAUCGCACAGAAUCAUCCACCACAACCAGAUCCGGCGAGUAGUCUCAACCGCAGCUCAAGAAGCCGCGCAAGACCACACCGGCGAGCAAGCGACGACAUGAGCGUGGUGGUGCUGGACGGGUCGACGGUGCGGUCCUUCGUGGCGGACGAGGCCGCCUUCUCCCGCAGCGUGGACGCCCGCUUCGCGGCGCUGGACACCAACGGCGACGGCGUGCUGUCCCGCGCCGAGCUCCGCCGGGCGCUCGAGUCCUUCCGCCUCCUGGACGGCGGAGGGUUCGGGUCCACGGAACCGCCCCCGGUCCCCUCCGAGGUCGCCGCGCUCUACGACUCCGUCUUCGAGCAGUUCGACGCCGACCACAGCGGCGCCGUAGACCACGCGGAGUUCCGCGACGAGAUGCGCCGCAUCAUGCUGGCCGUUGCAGACGGGCUCGGCUCGCAGCCGCUGCAGGUCGCCGUGGACGACCAGGGCGGGAGCUUCCUGCUCGAGGCGGCGGAGCACGAGGAGGCCAUGAUUGCUGCCAGAGUCCGAAAAGAAAGCAAGAAGGAGGCCGACGGCAAGUGAUCGUAGCCGGCCGGUGCCGACGGGUCCGCGUGUCCAGGUGCCGGUAUGUACGUGUGUGAAUAUAUGCGGGAGAAAGGUCUUGUGCGUAGCAAAUAUCAUAAGGAAAACCCCUAGUUGGACGAACCGUAUCUUUUCCUUUUUUAUCCCAUAACCCGUAUUUUUUUGACAAACCCGUAUCGCAAAACCUGUAUCGCAAAAUCCGUAUCGCAAAACCCAUAAUUUCGUUGUCAAA
Messenger RNA from Brachypodium distachyon (stiff brome), 1027 nucleotides. RefSeq lists its product as uncharacterized. Gene Ontology annotation, molecular function: calcium ion binding. NCBI's taxonomy places the organism in Eukaryota, Viridiplantae, Streptophyta, Magnoliopsida, Poales, Poaceae. The transcript has a single exon. The record is from RefSeq and is a predicted model, not a curated record. Bases 331 to 795 code for a protein of 154 amino acids.